This is a messenger RNA of Brassica oleracea var. oleracea, 1782 nucleotides long. RefSeq names its product sugar transporter ERD6-like. The record is from RefSeq and is a predicted model, not a curated record. Lineage: Eukaryota; Viridiplantae; Streptophyta; Magnoliopsida; Brassicales; Brassicaceae. Gene Ontology annotation, biological process: transmembrane transport; carbohydrate transport. The transcript has 18 exons. Gene Ontology annotation, molecular function: sugar transmembrane transporter activity. Gene Ontology annotation, cellular component: membrane. The coding region runs from base 76 to 1587 and encodes 503 amino acids.
AUCAGAAAGUAAACUCCGAUAGAUACUCUUACUUUCGCACUUUAACUUUCUCAUUAGGAAAAAAAGAGAGUAAUAAUGGAGAGACAAAAGAGUAUUAUGGAGAGACAGAAAAGCAUGGAAAGUGGUUUACUCAGGAAGAGUCUCAGCAUAAGAGAAAGGAAACACCCUAACGACGACGGUUAUCUUGAAACCGGUUUAUCAUCAAAGAGGCAUAAAGAAGUGAAGAAGCAUCACAACGAAGAUGGUGAAUGUUGUGUCACAACCUCUGUGUGCCUUAUCACCUUUAUCGUCGUUACUGGCUCUUUCUGCGUUGGUUGUGGUACCGGUUAUUCUUCAGUUGCCCAACAUGGAAUUGUCAGUGAUUUAUCUCUCUCAGUUGCAGAAUACUCAAUGUUCGGGUCAAUAAUGACAUUAGGAGGACUCAUUGGUGCAGUAUUUAGCGGUAAAAUUUCUGAUGUUUUGGGAAGAAAACGAACAAUGUUUCUCUGUGAAGCUUUCUGCGCAACAGGCUGGUUGUGUAUCGCACUGGCUAAGGAUGCACUUUGGCUGGACUGUGGAAGAUUCCUACUUGGAAUAGGCGUUGGCAUCUUUAGCUACGUGAUUCCCGUGUAUAUCGCGGAAAUAGCACCAAAACAUGUUCGAGGAUCGUUCGUGUUUGCUAAUCAGCUGAUGCAAAAUUUUGGGCUUUCACUAUUUUUCAUCAUUGGAAAUUUUAUUUCCUGGAGAUUUCUAUCAAUCGUUGGUAUGGUUCCAUGUGUUCUUCACGUCGUUGGUCUAUUCUUCAUUCCUGAGUCUCCAAGAUGGCUGGCAAAAUUUGGUCGUGACAAAGAAUGCAGAGCUUCUUUACAACACCUAAGAGGCCAUGACGUGGACAUCUCACAAGAAGCUAACGCAAUUAAAGAUACAAUGAAUUUUUCACAACAAAGCGGUGAAACUGGGUUUGUGGAACUGUUUCAGAGGAGAUAUGUAUUUCCGUUAAUUAUCGGAGUUGGUUUGAUGCUCUUGCAACAACUGUCCGGUAGCGCAGGUGUUAUCUAUUAUGCUAGUAGCCUGUAUGAAAGAGGAGGUUUCCCGAGCGCUAUUGGAACGUCUGUAAUGGCGACAAUCAUGGUACCAAAAGCGAUGAUUGGAACAAUUAUUGUCGAUAAAAUGGGAAGAAGAACUCUACUUAUGGCUUCUUGUGCUGGAAUGGGCCUGUUUGCUUUGCUCUUAAGUGUUUCCUACAGUCUUCAGUCAUUCGGCAUUCUACCAGAACUCACUCCACUUUUUACCUUCAUCAGCGUACUGGGUUAUAUUAUAUCAUAUGCUUUGGGCAUGGGAGGGCUACCAUGGAUUAUAAUGUCUGAGAUAUUUCCUAUGAACGUAAAAGUUUCAGCUGGAACUUUAGUUACAGUUACCAACUGGGCAUGUGGUUGGAUUAUUACUUUCACCUUCAAUUUAUUAAUGCAAUGGAAUGCAUCAGGAACAUUUUUAAUUUUCUCCUCCGUGUCAGCCGUGUCGAUCGUGUUUAUCUAUUUCAUAGUGCCUGAGACGAAAGGAAGGUCACUCGAAGAAAUACAAACAUUGCUUUCGAAUUCUGUUCAUUAAUACCAAACUAUCAUUUUAUUUCUUGUUGCAAGAAAAGUAAAAAACAAAGAAAAGAGUUAUAAAUUUAUUAGCGUUCAUGUGAGUUUGGCUUGUGUUGGAUGAUUAUAUCGAAUUUUUAUUUGGAGCCUAAAACAACACGUUGUUGUUGAUGUUAAAAUAAUUAAAUAUUUAUAUAGUUAAAAAAAAUUAUAAACC